Molecule: messenger RNA, 1479 nt
Organism: Cyphellophora europaea CBS 101466
Lineage: Eukaryota; Fungi; Ascomycota; Eurotiomycetes; Chaetothyriales; Cyphellophoraceae
Product: homocitrate synthase, mitochondrial
Exons: 3
Coding region: 1-1479 (492 amino acids)
Cellular component (GO): mitochondrion
Molecular function (GO): homocitrate synthase activity
Source: RefSeq, a predicted model, not a curated record
AUGUGCCCUCCGGCAGACGACACCCAGAUCAACGGCGUCAAUGGUCAUACCAAUGGCACUAAUGGAUCCCGAUCAGAAUUCGUCGGCGUUGACAUCACACGAGCUACUCCCAGACAAUCAAGAAACCCAUAUCAGCCAGUUGGCGAUUUCCUCAGCAAUGUCUCCCGCUUUCAAGUCAUUGAGAGCACUCUAAGAGAAGGCGAGCAGUUUGCCAAUGCCUACUUCGACCUCGACAAGAAGAUCGAGAUCGCAAAGGCCUUGGACGAGUUUGGCGCCGACUAUAUCGAGCUGACCUCUCCCGCCGCUUCGGAGGCGUCUCGCAAGGAUUGCGAGGCCAUCUGCAAGCUCGGCCUCAAGUCCAAGAUUCUGACACAUAUCCGAUGCAAUAUGGAAGAUGCCAAGAUUGCUGUCGAGACUGGUGUCGACGGUGUCGAUGUUGUCAUUGGCACUUCCUCGUUCCUCCGCGAGCACUCCCAUGGCAAGGACAUGGCCUACAUCAAGAAGACCGCCAUCGAGGUGAUUGAAUAUGUCAAGUCCAAGGGCAUCGAGAUCCGCUUUUCAUCCGAAGACUCGUUCAGAUCUGAUCUGGUCGACCUGCUCUCGCUUUACCAGGCUGUCGACAAGGUUGGUGUCAACCGUGUUGGUAUCGCCGACACUGUCGGCUGCGCUUCUCCCCGACAAGUCUAUGACCUGGUUAGAACGCUUCGUGGUGUCGUGAGCUGCGACAUUGAGAUCCAUCUGCACAAUGACACGGGCUGCGCCAUCGCCAACGCUUACUGUGCUCUCGAGGCUGGCGCUACACAUGUCGACACCUCAGUCCUUGGCAUCGGCGAGCGUAACGGCAUUACAUCUCUUGGAGGUCUUAUGGCCCGCAUGAUUGCCGCGGAUCGUGACUAUGUCAAGAGCAAGUACAAGCUCGAGAAGAUCAAGGAGAUCGAAGAGCUUGUUGCCGAGGCGGUGGCCGUCAACAUCCCAUUUAAUAACCCCAUCACCGGUUUCUGUGCUUUCACCCACAAGGCCGGCAUCCAUGCUAAGGCUAUCCUGGCGAACCCCAGCACAUAUGAAAUUAUCGAUCCCUCAGAUUUCGGCAUCAACAGAUACAUCCAUUUCGCUUCUCGUCUGACGGGUUGGAAUGCUAUCAAGUCUCGUGCUCAGCAACUCAACAUCGAAAUGACUGAUGCGCAGUACAAGGAGUGUACUGCCGCCAUUAAGAGAUUAGCAGAUAUCCGACCUAUCGCCAUUGACGAUGCCGAUUCAAUUAUUCACGCCUUCCACCGCAAUAUCGUGGCUGGCAAGACCAACCCGGCUGGCUCGGUCCUUCUGCCUAAUAUGACGGACAAGGAGAGAAAGGCGCUGGAGGAGAAGAUGCAAGAGGACGCCGCUGUUCCCGAGAAGAGAGCACUCGAUGAGGUUGUUGAUGACCAAGUUCACACCGAAAAGGUCGUCAAGAAGGCCAAGGCUAACGGUAUCGCUGCCUAA